AUGAUCCAAGACUCUGGCCGCGCCGAUGUCGCUGCACUGCUUUUGAGGCAUCUUUUGGACACGUAUGCAGGUGUGCAAGCGGCACAAGAGGCUGGUGCGGAGCAGCUCGCUGCAAAAGUCAGGUGAGCUGCUGCAGACUUUGCUCGACUCGCCGUGCCGCCGGAUGCAACUGACCACGUUCCGACUUUUCAAGUCCUCUGCUCCUGCUGCAAUGCAUUACGCAACUUCUGCAAGCAUUUCAAGAACAGCUUUUGAAAGCAGAGCCCGAUGUCGUCCUGAGUUUCAUCGAUUUUGCGUUGCGCGGCACCAACAUCGCGGAAGUCUCUCCAAAAAAAUCCAAUCUACAGGCACCACUGAUUGUUCCCCUUCCUGCGGAUGGCAGCCACUCGCAACUUCCUGACGGUGCACUUGACGACGAGACCGAGGCUGCAGCAGAUGGAAGUGGCAGCAUGGAAAUGUCCACCGAGCUCGUUUGCGUUGCGCUGGAGCUGCUGCUUGCGUUGCUGGAGGGUGAGGCUCGUCCACCGCUUCGGCUUGGUGUCAAGGGCGUAUGCUAUGCUGACCACAAAUCAACUCGAAUUCGCAGGCCAUCCUGACAUGACGCCUUCUAGCCACACAUUGCUUCACGGUAUUGCAAGGUUCGCCGAUCACCAUGCGGCGGGUGACGUUAAAGUUGCUAAACUCGCGCGAGAAGUUCAGCUAGUGUUGCUGGCCAGGCGGCAUAGCGCAAGAGGUCCAACAGCCGGCAAGAGGGCCUCUGAGACCUCAUCACCUGUGCAACGUGGAAAUGCUCUUUACAACAAAGCCUUGCGGCUCUUGCAAGAUCCUAUUGUGCCCGUACGCGCUCAUGGUCUCACGGUGCUUGGCGAUCUGGUGCGCGAGGCCGAUGGAGUUCGAAUGGAAGCUGCGCUGGUACCUGCGCUCCUCGACAUUCUGAUUCAGAUUGUGCAAGACGAAGAGUCAUUCUUGUAUCUGAACGCCAUCAAGGUGCUCGCUGCGCUGGCUCGACGCAGAGACUCGGACUCUAGGACCCUGGGCCGUCUAGUAGAUGUUUACGUUGGUGCCAUCUCCCCACGAUCCUUAUCGAUGCAUGCUAGCGAGCUCGACAAACGCCUGCGAGUAGGCGAAGCGCUGCUGCUCGUCAUCAAACAAAGCGAGAUUCAAGGUGGGUCGGAGUUUGGAUAGGCGUCCUUUGCGCUGCCUUUGUUCAUGCUUUUUUUCUUCAUCCACGAUCAUAGCAACCGAACUCAUCGCACCACUUUUAAGCGCUCUCGCCAGUGCCUAUGUGCCCGCCACUCUGCGAAGCAGCGUCAUUUCGGUGCUUGGCACUACUGUGGAGGCGAAUCCUCUGCGCAUAGCUGCGACUGGACACGCGGAGCAAAUGGCGCUUGCGAUGUUCGACCUAUUAGCUCUCGAGCUUCAAGGAGCAAAGACGAGCGCUGAAGUCGACGAGAAAGAAAAGAGAGGUGGAGCUGGGAUGGAGGAUGCCAGCAAGCCUGCACAACUGCGGCGAAGCGCUUUUCAUCUGCUCGCUUUACUGAUACGAGGAAGCAAGCACCAGAUCGAAGCGUUGCAGCAGGACCGCGGUCCAGCAGAGUCUUUGAGCUCUUUGCGUCUGCCAAAUGGCUCGAAUCUGCCUUCCAUCUCUGCCAAUGUGGAUGCGCACAGGGCGAUCCAGGAAGCAGGACCACUGCUUUUUGAUCCUGCUAAAGCCCAGAUGGUCGAACGCGCUCGAACGUUGUCGAGCUAUGCGCGGGCUGUAGAUGUGGAUGCAGUCGUCCAAAUUCAAGCUGGCGAACUUCUUGCAGAUCUCGAGGCGCUGCAGGUCGUAUACCUGCAAUCGAAUCGAUGA
Ceraceosorus bombacis is the source of this 1852-nucleotide messenger RNA. The record is from the annotation of a GenBank genome assembly. NCBI's taxonomy places the organism in Eukaryota, Fungi, Basidiomycota, Exobasidiomycetes, Ceraceosorales, Ceraceosoraceae.